UGGUGAGAGCACUCCCUGCCCUCCCUGCAUAUAAAUAUGAUGGAAAUAUGGUUUUCAAUGUAGUGAGUCAGAUUGGUCGCUGUGCGCUGGAGUUGGUAGCACACGUCUAACGCCAUAAUACAUCAGAGAGAUGAUCUGGAUCGUUCUCGUUCUGGUUCUGCUGUGUUUUCUCCUCACACACCGCUGGAGAUUCAACAGAGAGCCACCUCUGGACAGAGGAGUAAUCCCAUGGUUGGGUCAUGCACUUGAGUUUGGAAAAGAUGCAUCCAAGUUCAUUACCCGGAUGAAGUUGAAACAUGGCAACAUAUUCACUGUGCGUGCUGCGGGCCGCUAUGUGACCCUGCUGCUGGAUCCACACACUUACGACGAGGUCAUCAAUGAUCCGGAGUCGCUGGACUUCGGCCGCUACGCGCAGUUGCUCAUGGAGCGCGUUUUUAACCUGCGGCUCCCGCUUCACCAGCCAGAGAAGGCCAAGGCGAUGAUGAAAAGGCACUUUAGGGGAUCGAGUUUAUCAACGCUGAACAGCACUAUGUGGCGAAACCUGGAGACCCUGCUGAAAAACGAGAUGCCGCUCAACCAGAAGAACUGGAAGGAGGAGGGCUUGUUCCAACUGUCCUGCGGCCUGCUCUUUAAGGCGGGGUACCUGACGCUGUUUGGAGGAGAACAAAACAACAACAACGGCACAGAUCCCUCGAGAAUUUACAAGGAGUACAAGAAGUUUGAAGGCCUCGUAAGCAGUUUGGCGAGAGGGACCCUGGGGAAAGAGGAGCAGAGGGCAGCAGAGGGCGUUCAAAGACAGCUCUGGGAACUCCUGGCUCCAGCCGGUCUGAAGCAGGACUCCAGCUCAAGCCCUUGGCUCCACGCCUACAGACGGCUCCUACAGGAGGACGGAUUUGACGAGGAGACCCAGAGAAAGGCUGUGCUGAUGCAACUCUGGGCCACGCAGUCUAAUAUCGGCCCUGCUGCAUUUUGGCUUGUGGGCUAUUUGUUGACAAACCCUGAAGCCCUGAUGGCAGUGAAGAGGGAGUUCGGCCAGAUCUCCCAGAUGGAGGGUUCAGGGACUCCUCUCGUGGACAAAAACAUGAAGACCCCAAUGUUUGAUAGUGUCUUGGAAGAGACUCUUAGACUCACCGCUGCCCCCUUCAUUACAAGAGAGGUAGUGCGGGACAAGACCCUGCACAUGGCUGACGGCCGGGAUUACCUGCUGAGAAAGGGGGACAGGGUGUGUCUGUUCCCCUUCGUCAGCCCUCAGAUGGACCCAGAGAUCCACCCUGAACCACAGAAAUUCAAGUUUGACCGCUUCCUGAAUAAAGAUGGGUCGGUGAAGAAGGACUUUUACAAAGGAGGGAAGAAGCUGAAAUAUUACACCAUGCCGUGGGGGGCAGGGACCAAUGGUUGCGUGGGGAGGCAGUUUGCCAUCAGUACCAUCAGACAAUUUGUUUACAUGUUGCUGACCAACUACGAUCUGGAGCUGUGUGAGCCGAAUGCUCAGAUUCCAGAGAGAGAUACCAGCAGUUGUGGAUACGGGAUGCUGCAGCCUGAGGGAGACCUGCUUGUCAGAUAUAAACCAAGAGAAGCACAUGAACUUUUUUCCUCUAGACUGCGUCUUCCCGGCUCUCCAAGUGUCCAACUGAGCUCAGCGAAGAUGAUCAAAACCGGCUCACGGCUGACCAACACGCAGCCUCCGGACACCAUAGACAUCAUCCGGACCAAGACCCACUCCCGCCGUUUGAGACUUAAUGUUGGUGGGCUUCUCCACGAAGUCCUCUGGAGGACCCUGGAGAGGCUGCCCCGCACAAGGCUGGGCAAGCUGCGGGACUGCAACACGCACGAGUCCAUCAUGGAGAUAUGCGACGACUACAGCCUGGACAACAACGAGUAUUUUUUUGACCGGCACCCCGGCGCCUUCACCUCCAUCCUGAACUUCUACCGCACAGGGAAGCUGCACAUGAUGGAGGAGAUGUGCGCUCUCUCCUUCAGCCAGGAGCUGGACUUCUGGGGCAUCGACGAGAUCUACCUGGAGUCCUGCUGCCAGGCCCGGUAUCACCAGAAGAAAGAGCAGAUGAACGAGGAGCUGAAGAGGGAGGCCGAGAACAUGAGGGAGAGGGAGGGAGAGGAGUUCACCACCACAUGCUGCUCCGAGAAGAGGAAGAAGCUGUGGGACCUGCUGGAGAAGCCGAGCUCAUCGUUCGCUGCAAAGAUCCUUGCAAUCAUCUCGAUCCUCUUCAUUGUGCUGUCCACCAUUGCCUUGUCUCUGAACACCCUCCCGGAACUGCAGGACACCGACGAGUUUGGCCAGCCCACGGACAACCCACAGCUGGCCCACGUGGAAGCCGUUUGUAUCGCCUGGUUCACCAUGGAGUACCUGCUCCGAUUCCUUUCCUCCCCAAACAAAUGGAAGUUCUUCAAAGGUCCCCUCAACAUCAUCGACCUGUUGGCCAUACUGCCCUAUUAUGUCACCAUCUUCCUGACAGAGUCCAACAAGAGCGUGCUGCAGUUUCAGAAUGUCCGCCGGGUGGUUCAGAUAUUCCGGAUCAUGCGGAUCUUGCGAAUCCUGAAACUGGCCCGUCACUCCACAGGUCUUCAGUCUUUGGGCUUCACUCUCAGAAGGAGCUAUAACGAGCUGGGCCUGCUCAUCCUUUUUCUUGCCAUGGGGAUCAUGAUCUUCUCAAGUCUGGUGUUCUUUGCUGAGAAGGACGAAGAGGACACCAAGUUUAAAAGCAUCCCCGCUUCCUUCUGGUGGGCCACCAUUACUAUGACCACCGUAGGUUAUGGAGACAUUUACCCAAAAACUCUGCUGGGAAAGAUCGUUGGAGGUUUGUGUUGCAUUGCAGGGGUCUUGGUGAUAGCCUUACCCAUCCCUAUCAUCGUGAAUAACUUCUCUGAGUUCUACAAAGAGCAGAAGAGGCAGGAAAAAGCCAUCAAAAGGCGAGAGGCUCUGGAGAGGGCUAAGAGAAACGGUAGCAUUGUCUCUAUGAAUAUUAAGGACGCAUUUGGCCGUAGCGUGGAACUCAUGGACGUCAUGGUGGAGAAAACCGAUGAGAGGAAGGAGAAGCUGCAUGACAAUCACAUAUCUCCACACAGAGGAACACCCAAGAUAAAGUCACCGCUGAACCCCAGCAGCCCCAGCAAGACCAUUGAGUCAAGUUACCAAGAGAAGGAGAUACCAUCCAGCAGUCCUCAGCACCUCAGUGCACAGAAACUUGAGGAGAUAUACAACAAGAUGACAAAAGCACAGUCACAACUGAACGUCAACAGCAAGGAGAAAGCGGCACCUUCGAAAUCAGUCAGGCAGAGAGCUGAGUUUGAGAUGGGAAGUAUCCCCCCGAAAGCCAACUCAGGCACAGCGGAGGCCGUGACAGACGUGAGGAGUGUCUCCAGCGUUGACAGCUUUAUCAGCUGCGGUACAGACUUUCCCGAGAGCUCUCGGUUUUCACACAGCUCUGGCAGCAACAUGCCUGGAAGGGUCAGUACCAACCCCACUCUGGAGCCCACCAUGGAGAAUGAGCACGAGGGAUUGCAUGGCGCCACUAGCCCUGUGUCUAGCCAAAGCACCAAGCUCAAAAGCGACAGCCCAAGGGGUCCGCCUCUGAACAACCCGCUUAAGGGCCGCACACUUAAAUUCAGUGUCAGAGGCGGGGAGGACUCGGGCAAAGGAGGUCUUUCGGACAGCUCAUCCGUCCAGAGCCCAGAGACGUCUGUCUACACCACUGCCAGCAGCAGGACGCCCAGCAAGAGCCCCGAGAACUUACGGCCGAGCAUCUUCACGUUCCAUGACGCGUCUGUCAGCAAGUUCAUCGAUGCCGACACGGACGAGGAGGAGCACCUGCACGACAGUUCGACGGCCAACGUGACCCAAAGACUUUUGCAGAGGGCCAGCCCCAGGUUUGGUCCCCUCUCUGGCUUUCAGCAAGGUCCCAACCACAUGGAGGGCCUCUCAACAAAGCUGGGGAACAGCACCCUGCCGCUGGAGGGGCAGGAGAACCACGUUUCACCUGAGCUUCAGCCGCUUCAGCCGCUUCAGGAGGAGAAGCGUCAAUAUAACUCUUAG
Fundulus heteroclitus (mummichog) is the source of this 4051-nucleotide messenger RNA. RefSeq names its product potassium voltage-gated channel subfamily B member 1. Gene Ontology annotation, cellular component: membrane; voltage-gated potassium channel complex. The record is from RefSeq and is a predicted model, not a curated record. Lineage: Eukaryota; Metazoa; Chordata; Actinopteri; Cyprinodontiformes; Fundulidae. Gene Ontology annotation, molecular function: protein binding; oxidoreductase activity, acting on paired donors, with incorporation or reduction of molecular oxygen; prostaglandin-I synthase activity. The transcript has 12 exons. Gene Ontology annotation, biological process: prostaglandin biosynthetic process; transmembrane transport; protein homooligomerization. Bases 131 to 4051 code for a protein of 1306 amino acids.